This is a messenger RNA of Aplysia californica (California sea hare), 1183 nucleotides long. RefSeq names its product glutamate receptor subunit protein GluR7. Lineage: Eukaryota; Metazoa; Mollusca; Gastropoda; Aplysiida; Aplysiidae. Gene Ontology annotation, biological process: monoatomic ion transport; synaptic transmission, glutamatergic; modulation of chemical synaptic transmission. Gene Ontology annotation, cellular component: postsynaptic membrane; plasma membrane. The record is from RefSeq and is marked validated. Gene Ontology annotation, molecular function: glutamate-gated receptor activity; transmitter-gated monoatomic ion channel activity involved in regulation of postsynaptic membrane potential.
GUCGAUUUGGAUCUUGUUUCCUCUUUCUUUGUCACCCGUUUCUUUUGCCGAGUCUUUAAAUCACACUGACUGAUUUGUGCGAGAAGGAUCAAUAUCAGGCAGGAGCAUAUAAUAAGUCUACACUCUCUCUUCCCACUUGCUUCAUUUGAAUAAAUCUCCCUGGAUCUGCUGUUGGAUAGUUAAUGCUAUGCUCAGUUGGUGAAAAAGCCAAGUUAUUGGAAAGACAAGAAGUGCUUGUUUUGUCUGGAUCUUCGUCUUGGGUCCCAGUGACACCUUUCCCUUGACACGUCACAUCUCGAGGCCAGGUCAUAAACUACACCAUCGUGAGCAGAAUUCGCCUGGGCGCACUCGAGUGUUGAUAAAGAAAUAAAAGAGACCAGUGUCUGAACUGAGGAGGAAGGCAAGAUGAAAUUACCCCUGAGUACGUGAUACGUGUGCACGUCUGAGGUUGAUCUCGCUUCAAGUCACGUGAGCAGAGGGGGGAGAGCCGAUCGGGGUUCCAAGUUCUCCCGAACAGUUCCGAGAGCGAUGCAAUUCAUGACGUCAUUGUGGCUGUGCCUGGUGUGCAUGGUAGCCCUGAUCCACCUUACCAAGGCUAUGCCUGAAAGGUUACGCAUAGGUGGCCUGACGAGACUGCAGGAGGUGCUCAAAGCGGCAGAGCGGACCCCUGCACAGAUCACGGUCCGGAAGCUGGAGAUGGUCAACUCGGACUACCUGGUACUGCUGAAAGAACUUCAAAAUCGUGGGGAGUACAGGUUCAUCGUAGACUGUAACGUCAAGACAGUCACAAGGUUUUUGCACGCGGGUCUGAAGUUGAAAAUGAUCUCAGAGCUAUAUCACUUUUUCUUCACUACUUUGGACUUGGGUCUGCUCGAUCUGAGCGACUACAUGCACGGUGGGGCUAACAUCACGGCCUACCGGCUCAUAGACCCAGACAGAGAGAAAGUCAUCAGUGUGAGAACCUCUUGGCUUUUCCGUUCAAAGAUUGGGGACAAAUCACCGCUUAUGGAGUAUUCAGAAAUAGAUACCGAGACUGCUUUAGCCUACGACGCCUAUGUUCUCUUCGCAAAGGCUCUGCACUCCUUGUCAGAAGCCCAGGAGGUGAAUACCAUUAGCCUGCCUUGUGACAAAGUGCACACCUGGAGAUAUGGAAACAGCUUAUUGAACUACAUGAAAGCGGUGA